This is a messenger RNA of Gloeophyllum trabeum ATCC 11539, 1103 nucleotides long. RefSeq lists its product as uncharacterized. The coding region runs from base 36 to 1103 and encodes 355 amino acids. The record is from RefSeq and is a predicted model, not a curated record. Lineage: Eukaryota; Fungi; Basidiomycota; Agaricomycetes; Gloeophyllales; Gloeophyllaceae. The transcript has 2 exons.
CUCGAGCAAGACACGGACCUAUCAUACUUGCCGACAUGUCCGCUCCCACCGCCUACAAACCCGUCUACGCCGAAGGCGACCCCGGUAAGGGCAUUGGUGGCUACGACCUCAAGUCGCCCGCAGACAGGGCGUUCGCCUUCGACUACGACUCCUCCGGCAAGCUCGACCACAUCGUGCUGUACCGCCCAGGCACCGGCACCUGCUGGAUCCUGAAGAAAGGGGACAACGGCUGGGUGCCCGUGUACGCUCAGGGCGACCCCGGGAAGGGCAUCGGGGGCUAUGAUCUCAGAUCCCCCGACGAUAGGCUCAUUGCCUUCGAUUAUGACCACUCCGGGAAGGCGGACCACCUGGUCUGCUACCGUCCCGGCACAGGCACGAUAUGGAUCCUAAAGAACGACUGCGGGCAAUUUCGGGCGGUGUACGAGGAGAGCUGUGGGAUCGGGGGAUACGAUUUGAAGUCGAAAGCGGAUCGAUGCUUCGCAUACGAUUAUGACAGUUGCGGUAGGAUCGAUUUCCUCGCCUUGUACCGCCCCGGUACGGGUACUAUUUGGAUAUUGAGCAAUUGCAGUGGCACGUUCACCGCUGUCUAUGCGCAGGGCGAUCCUGGCAGCGGUAUCGCGGGGUACGACCUCAAGUCGCCGGCGGACCGCUGCUUCGCCUUCGAUUGGGAGGGUAAUGGCAAACUGGACGAGAUUGUGCUAUAUCGCCCUGGCACGGGCACGGUGUGGAUCGUGCAGAAGCAGGGGACGGUGUUCAAAGCUGUAUAUGCGCAGGGAGACCCGGGGCAGGGCAUCGGAGGAUACGAUCUGAAGUCGCCAGCGGAUCGCUGCUUCGCGUUCGACUACGACGGUGGGGAGAAGCUGGACGAGCUUGUCUUGUAUCGUCCUGGCACGGGGACCCUGUGGAUCCUGCAGAGGGACGGGGCGGCCUAUACGCCGGAUUACGCCCAGGGUGAUCCUGGCCUCGGGAUAGGUGGUUACGACCUGAAGUCUGCGGCGGACAGGUGUUUCGCCCUCGACUACAAGUCGAACGGGAACCCCGAUCACCUAGUGCUGUACCGUCCUGGAACCGGUACUUUGUGGAUCCUGGAGAGGGAGACCUAG